Molecule: messenger RNA, 4509 nt
Organism: Dentiscutata erythropus
Lineage: Eukaryota; Fungi; Glomeromycota; Glomeromycetes; Diversisporales; Gigasporaceae
Source: the annotation of a GenBank genome assembly
AUGCUUACAAGAUCGAAACGAGGUGGAAAAAGGGAUAUCCUACGAGCGUCACAACGAGAUGGAAAAAAACCUACUUCAAAAGUGACCAGGAUGACUAGGAGAAAAAUUUUUAUUCUGACAAAUUCUUCUGACGAAGAUCAAAUCUCAGAGGAAGCCGAAGAGCUUAAACCAAAUCCAGAAAGUGAGCUUGAAACUGAAGAAAAUCUGGACUUUCAGAUUACUACGCGUUCAAAAAGAAGGAUGCCACGAAUUAACUAUUCUGAUGAGAAGUAUUAUUCAAGCCGUUUUGAUGAUAAUAAUGGAAAUUCAAAAAGGAAAGCAAAGGAAUUUUCUGAUGAUGAGAUAGAGAAAAAACGGAUUAAACCUUCAAAACGAAUAAUAAGUAAUAGACGAAAAAUUUCUCGUCGAGCCAAUACAUACGGCGAUUCAUCUGAGCAAAAAAGGCGAUCUUUGCGAACGAAUUUAAAUGUCAGGGAUGCUGGUUACUAUGAAGGGUCGUCUAAUAGUGACGACAAUGAUGAAUCAGAGCCUUCUGAAUCAAAUGAAUCGUCUGAUCAAGGAGGGCGAAGUAAUAUAAAGAAAAACCAUUAUAAUGUAUCUUCGGAUGAGUCUGAUAACGAAACAAUAACAGAAACUCCGGAUGCAUCUGAUGAGCACGUUCCAAAAGUUUCAGUAACGGAAUCAGAAGUUGAAGUACAGUAUGUCCAAAUUUCGGACCCAAUUCCUUCAUAUCAAAUACUACGAAAGGAUGAUCCAGAAUUCAUUGAAAAGCAUAUAUGGUGGUGUAAUAAAUGUGGCGACAAUAAAUCCAAAGGGACUUUUGUAUAUUGUGGAAAAUGUUCAGUUACAUAUCAUAGACAAUGUUAUCAAUUGAGACCUGCAGUUGUGAAUAGCAUUGUUGAAUGUAAGUAUUGUAUUGAAAACAAUGCUAUGUGUAUUAUCUGCCAUAAAAGCUCGGAAGACGAGAAUCAACAGCUUAAUAAGAGUGAACAGCAACAAUCCGAUGAAUUGAGUGUAAAUAAAGGAGAUGGGGUAAAUGAAAUUCAACAGUCUGAUAAAGAGGUGAAUAGCGAUGAACAGCAACCCAAAGAUAUGGACAAUAACGAAGAGGAUGCGAUGUCGUCUUCCAGUUCGACAUCAGAUCCUUAUCCAAAUUUGUUAUUUCGGUGUAAUCGUUGUUCACUUACUAUGCAUGAACGUUGUCUUCCUGCAUUAAACGAAGAUGAUUCACCCGAGCUUACAAUUGAACUUUAUCGUGAGAGAUGGAAUUGCCAUUUAUGUGAUCGUUGGAGCUGGGAAAUCGAUAAAAUUUUAACAUAUAGAUUUAUUUCGGAAAAAUCUGGAGAGUCAUCUAUAUUGGAUGAGUCAAACACUUUAAUGAAGGCGUCUGAAAUUGAAGUACUUGUUAAAUUCAAAGAUCGAUCUUAUCGUAAAGUGGAAUGGGUUCCUGGGUAUUGGUUAAUGAACGUUUCGGUUCUAAAAUAUCGUUAUUUCGUGAAAACAAGACCGGUGCCAUUAAGUGAAGAGGAAGUUAUUCCACGUGAGUGGCUAAAGAUACAUCGUGUUCUUGACGUAGAAUAUUCCAACAAUAAAACUCUGCGAGAGAAAUUGUCCUCCAGAAAGAGUGGAGCGGGCGUAGAAACAAUGAAAAGGGCGUUUAUAAAAUGGAAAGGCCUCAGAUAUAUUGAAUCUACAUGGGAAGACAUAUCUGAUUUGGAUGGAAAAAAGUUUGCUAAAGCGUUAAAAAUUCGCCGCAAAGCUUACAAAAUUGACGUAAUGGAUCGAUUUGUAGAUAGAUCAUUUCAGGAAAUAAAGAAACAACCUUCAUGGUUGUCGAAUAAUCCAAAAUAUCAGAACAAAUUAAUGGAUUACCAAUUGGAUGGCAUAAAGCAUGAUCGUCAUUGUUACCCGUUUAUUGUCGUUGCACCAAAAUCUACGACAGCGGGCUGGUCUCGCGAAUUUAAGAGAUGGGCGCCUAAUUUAGUCGUAGUAGAGUUUCAUGGAGAUAAAGAGUCUUGUGAGAUUGUUGAAAAAUACGAAAUGUUUCCUGACGAUUCUUCGUUGAAGUGUCAUGUGCUAAUAACCACUCCAGAAACCGUUCUUUUUCGUUCUAGAGUCCUUUCAAAAGUUCGUAUGUGGGAAGUAAUGGUUGUUGAUGAAGCACACAGCUUAAAAGGCGGUGACGAAAGAAAGGUCUUUAGGCAAUUAAAUUCAACUUUGAAAAAUGUAUUUUAUAAAAUUCUGUUGACAGGUACACCGUUGAUGAAUAGUAUAGAUGAACUCUUUAAUUUACUUCACUUCUUGGGUCACGAGGCAUUUAAAAAUCCAAAGGAAUUAGCAGAGCAAUAUCAAGGACUACCCUCUCUUGAACAGUUGCCCGCAUUGCAUAAGUUGUUGAAAAAUUACUUUUUGAGACGUACUAAGAGCCAGGUCAAUAUAGAGCUUCCUCCAAUGGACGAUGUAAUAGUUCGUGUUAGUAUGACGGCCAUACAAAAGAAGAUUUACAAAGAGACUUUUGAAAAAAAUGCAGAGUUUUUACGGGAGGUCACAAGAGCGCGCAAAUCGACAGGAUUUUCUAACAUAUUGAUGGGUCUACGACAGAUAGUUUGUCAUCCAUAUCUUAUUAAUCGCGAGGUAGAUAUUCGCGAAGACCCUGAAAAGUAUGACUCAGAAAGACGAAAAAUGCUGGUAGAAUCAAGUGGAAAGCUCAUUAUGUUGCGAGAUAUGCUAAGAAAAUUACAUGAUACCAAACACCGGGUGCUCAUCUUCUCCCAAUUUGUGGAAAUGUUAUCAAUAUUAGAAGAAUUUUGUGAAGAUGAAGGAUAUUCGUACGUGAAACUUGAUGGAUCAACGUCAAACGAAGUACGACAAGAGAAUAUUUCUGCUUUUCAAGCACCUGACAAAAAUAUUUUUAUAUUCUUGUUAUCAACUCGCGCCGGUGGCGUUGGAUUGAAUUUAAUGGCAGCAGACACUGUGUUUAUAUUCGAUCCUGAUUUUAAUCCGCAUCAAGAUAUACAAGCUUUGAGUCGUGUACAUCGAAUCGGUCAAUAUAAACCUGUAAAAGUAUUUCGAUUCAUUACCCAAUUUUCAGUAGAAGAGCGUAUAGUAGAAAAAGGCAAAAUAAAACUCGCCAAAAAUGAGCUUGUUGUCGAAAAGAUGGAUGAUGAAAUUCUUGACGUCGAAGAAGUCGAUGACAUAAUUCGUUGUGGAGUAAAGGCGUUAUUUAGCGAAGAUGCUAAUGAAAAACCAAUUGGAAUUUAUACGGACGAAACAAUUGAAAAGUUGUUAGACCGCUCUCAGAUGAAGGCUGCUGAGAAGAAAACUGAUUCCAAAAAUUUGACUGGAUUUGCUUCCGCGCGUGUAUGGGACACCGAAAACCAGGUCAUAGUCGAUGAUAUCAAGACUGGAGAUCGGGACAGAGAGUCUAAAUCAUCGAACGACUUCUGGGAUAAGAUUUUAGCACACGUCGCCAAGUCGUCGACUGUAGUACCUAUUGAAGGUCGUGGGGCAAGAAAACGAAAUAAAGUCAACUAUUACGAAGGAGAUUAUUCAUCCUCGUCGAAAAAACAGAAAAAGAAACAGAUCACUACCACUGACCUAGACUUUGAGCCAUCAGAACGCAUAGAAACAUCAUCUGAAUCUAGCUCGGAUGAACUAGAAGACGAGGAAGAUCUGGGCCUGGCCGAAGAUGCUAAAUUAAAACCUGGAAAAAAUAAAAAAGCGAACCUCCUAACUCCAGUGAAAGUUAAUGAAAAUGGACAUCAAAUAACGACUGUUUCAGAGAGUGGUAACUCUUCUACUAGACAAUCAUUAUCAUACUCAUCAGACGAAAUUAUCAACGUUCAACAAAAUCAAUUAACACCCGUUUCAGAGGAAAGGACCAUUGUCCAACCUAACCCACGUUAUAUCGCACCAGCUUAUAAUCAGAAGAGUUCGGAAUCCCCGACAUUGUUAAACGUGCAACGACAGCAACAAUACUAUGCACAGAUGCGGAUGCAGCAGUAUUACCGUCAAAUGCAGAUGCGUCGACAAGGAUACAGUGGUUAUCCAGUGGAAAUUCAGCCGACCAGCUCAUUAAUGAAUAAUAGCCCUGUUAAUUCUAGUGGCCCGGUCAUAGUUCAAAGUGUUCAACCUCAUCUUGUUGCUGUUGGUGCUGUUCCUAGUCAAACUAAUAUGAGGGAAUUGACUAAUGCAAGCGGUGAAUUGCAACAGAUUGGUUUACAAUCAAAGGGGAAAGCGACAGAUGUGGCUUCAGUAAGUGGCAGUGACACGCCUAAUCCUAAUAAACCGAUGAUUAAUCACUUUAUGAUGAUAUUUGAUAAACUGCAAAAGAGUCAAGAAGAUGUGACGAAUAGAUUAAUAGCGUUAAUAAGAGUUUAUCACGAGCUACAAAGGUUAGAAUUCGACAUUGAGAAGUAUAUUGCAACGCAAUCUGAGAAAAACCAGCUCGAUAAAGCGUUAAUGGCAGCAUUUAGACAGUCACAAAUAAUUUGUUUGGAAUCUGAUUAG